AUAACAAGAACGAUUACAUUUAGAACUUGUAGUUGUGUGAAUCGGUUUAAUCUACUAUUUCAUAAAAUAAAUUCUUUAAAAAAGUGUCAAAUUAUCUUUUUAGUUAAUUUAAAAUGUUAAAAAUGAAGUAUUUAAUCUUGUUUUUAUCGUGUAUAGCCGUAUGUUUAGGUGCUGAUACUUCGACGACACCAAGCUCAGUAACUAGUUCAACUACAAAUGCGCCACCAUCAACCUCCACUGCGGCACCAAACACAACAACCGCAGCACCAACAACAACUUCAACCGUUGCACCUGCACCAAACACAACCACCGUAGCACCAACAACAUCAACUACUGCACCGAACGUUACAACUGUGGCACCAACAACCUCCACAGUAGCUCCAACACCAAAACCAGUUGAACCGACAAUGGGAACAUGGGUUUUAAAUAAAACUGGACAAGUGUGUAUUGUAGCACAAAUGGCGUUGCAAGUAAAAAUUACAUAUAAAACAAAUUCAAAUGUAUCAAUGGAUGAUUUCGUUAAUUUACCAUCUGCAAAUGAAACCACUUUUGAUGGUGUGUGUGGUAAUGACACACAAAAUUUAAUCAUCAAAUGGAACAAUAAUAGUUUGGAGCUUUCCUUUGCAAAGAACGUAACUGAAAAAGAAUUUAUGUUGAAUAAAUUGAAUUUAACUGUGCAAGUACAAGAUAAACUCAUGGAAGCUACUUUAGACAAACCAUCAUUCAUUACACCAUUAAGUAUGUCAUAUAAAUGCGAUCGUGAAGAAACAUUAAAAUUAGUUACUCCAAAUGGAAAUGAUACAAUUUUAGUUAAUGUACAACAUUUGCAAUUAGAAGCCUUCCGAACAGAUAAUACCACUGUUAAAUUUAGUACAGCUCAAGAAUGUCGAGUACCAACACAAGAUAUUGUACCAAUCGCAGUCGGUUGUGCUCUUGCAGCAUUAGUCCUAAUUGUUUUAGUCGCAUAUUUAGUAGGAAGACGUCGCGUAACAGCACGUGGAUAUCUCAGCAUUUGAAAUACGAAAGAUGCUGCAGAAAAAACAUCCUGGGGGUAUACAAUAAUUAAAUAAUAUUCCAGCAUUUAAAUAAUUACCUUAUUUGAAGUAUUUGUUAUAAAAUAAAAAUAAACGAGAGUUCUGGUGCUAGUUAAAAAUUAAAAUAUUAUGGAAUGAGCUGAUAAAUUUUAUCUUUUAAUUAAGGCAUCGGCAUACAGGCUGUGAUUUCAAUUAAAAAGUGUGUAUUGUUUAUUAAAAAAAAAUUAAUUUGG
Chrysoperla carnea is the source of this 1267-nucleotide messenger RNA. RefSeq names its product lysosome-associated membrane glycoprotein 1-like. The transcript has 5 exons. The coding region runs from base 114 to 1016 and encodes 300 amino acids. The record is from RefSeq and is a predicted model, not a curated record. NCBI's taxonomy places the organism in Eukaryota, Metazoa, Arthropoda, Insecta, Neuroptera, Chrysopidae. Gene Ontology annotation, cellular component: membrane.